Yarrowia lipolytica CLIB122 is the source of this 1665-nucleotide messenger RNA. Lineage: Eukaryota; Fungi; Ascomycota; Dipodascomycetes; Dipodascales. The record is from RefSeq and is a predicted model, not a curated record.
AUGAAGUUCUCCGUGGCCUCCGUUGCCGCCUUCUCCAUGGCCAUGUCUGUGGUCUCCGCCUUCUCCAUCCCCGAAAUCCCCCUGCUCCAACAGAACCCGUUGGGGGGACUGGACCAGGUCCAGGACGCCAUCUCCAUGUCGCCCGCCACCGUGUCAGCUCUCAAGGACAUUGCGUCUUCGGCUGGUGAGCGAAUCCAGGACGUUUCGGCUGAGAUCCUCCACUCGUGGGCUCAGAUCGAACACGAGUUCCCCGGAGGACUCAAACGAUACCUCCAGACCACCGCCCAGCAAGACACCCGAUUUGAGCCCAAGAAGCUCGCGGCCAACCGAAACACAAAGUGGAUUGCCAAACACACCAUGGAGAGCGCUCCCGGCCACGUGCUGCGGGUCGCUGACCCCUCUUCGCUCGGCCUGGAUGACGUGCAGCAGUACUCUGGAUACGUGGACAUUGAGGAAGAGGACAAGCACUUUUUCUACUGGUUCUUUGAGUCUCGAAACGACCCCAAGAAUGACCCUGUUCUUCUGUGGCUCAAUGGAGGCCCCGGCUGCUCUUCCAUGACCGGCCAGUUCUUUGAACUCGGCCCCUCCUCCAUCAACGAGGACCUGACUCUGACCUGGAACCCUUCUUCUUGGAACCAGAACGCCUCCGUCAUCUUCCUCGACCAGCCCGUCAACGUGGGCUUCUCCUACUCGUCCAACCGAGUCAAGAACUCCCGAGCUGCUGCCGAAGACGUGCACAAGUUCCUGUCUCUGUUUUUCGACAAGUUCCCCAAGUACGCCAAGCAGGACUUCCAUAUUGCCGGAGAGUCGUACGCCGGCCACUACAUCCCCGCCAUUGCCACCGAGAUCCAGAGCCACAGCGACAAAAACUACAACCUGACUUCUAUUCUCAUUGGCAACGGAAUCACCGACGAACGAACUCAGGUUGAGUACUACCGGCCAAUGGCCUGUGGAGAGGGCGGCUACCCUGCCGUUAUCACCCCCGAGGAGUGCGACAAGAUGGAGCGAGACGUGCCCAAGUGCCAGCGACUCGUUGACCUCUGCUAUUCCACCAACAACCGAAUCGCCUGUGUGGCUCCUAACUUUUACUGCAACGCCGUGACUAUGGGAGCUUACCAGCAGACUGGCCGAAACGUCUAUGAUAUCCGGGAGCAGUGUGGAGACUCUGACCUCUGUUACGAGCAGGAGGACUGGAUCACUGCAUAUCUCAACCAGCCUCAUGUUCUGGAAGCCAUUGGAGCCGAAGUAGAGGUGUUUGAGGGCUGUAAGAACGACGUGGGCAUUGAUUUUGUGUUUGACGGCGACCACAACCGGCCUUUCCAUUAUGACGUUGCCGACUUGCUCGAUGACGGACUUCCCGUUCUCAUCUACGCUGGAGACAAGGACUUCAUCUGCAACUGGCUCGGAAACCAGGCCUGGACCGAUACUCUGGACUGGACCGACGCCGAGUCCUUCUUCUUGGCUGAGACUCGAAACUGGACCGCCCAGGUGCCAACCAAGCAUGGCAAGACCAAGGCUGUUCACGCCGGCACCGUCAAGAACGCUGGCAAGCUGACCUACCUGCGGGUCUUUGAUGCCGGCCAUAUGGUUCCUUUCAACCAGCCCGAGACUUCUCUGGAUAUGGUCAACCGGUGGAUCGCUGGUGACUACGCUUUCAAGGGUUAG